CCCUCGUCUCUCUCGCUUCCUCGGAUUCCUCCGCCUCCAUCUCUCUCCCCCCAAAACCCACCGUUCCGCCGCGGAGCCGGCCCGUAAGGUUCGUCGACCGCGUCCUGCUCGAAUGUCGAAUCGGAGCAUCCCGUUGCUUGCUGUGUUGCUGGUGUGCUGCUCCUCCUCUUCUUCUCGUUGCUCUCGACGCGCUGCGUUUUUGUCUCCGUGCUUUCUUCUCUCUCUCAAUUUGGAUGCACUUUUCGGGGGUUUCGCGGCUCUUCGACCGCGCCGCGUGUUUGCUCUCGACGCGCUGCGUUUUUGUCACCGUGCUUUCUGCUCUCUCUCAAUCUGGAUGCGCUUUGCGGGGGUUUCGCAGCUCAUCGACCACGCCGCGUGUUCGUGGCGGUCGAAUCCUUGUUUUGCCUGCUGCUGUUUGCUUAUGGUCUGGUGGUAUUAUUUAUUUCUGUUGGAAGAGGAGGCCGACAAGCGCUGAUAAGCCAUGGUGACCUCUGUUCGCCUCUCCUCCUUGGUUUCGCCUGCUCUGGCGCAUGAGCAGAGCCAUUCGUUGGCCGCUGCUGUUUUGGUUUCGAUGGGAUCAGCAUUUCACCGUUGCUGCUGCCGUUGCUUUCGAAGUUGUUGGUGGUUUUCUAAUUUUUCCUUGGAGGAGAGGUGGUAGUACUACUUCCGGGAUGAUCGACCCCUGCAUCGUCUCUCUUAGUCUUAUCUGACACGAUGCUCUUUGCGGGGGUUUCGCUGCUCUUCGACCGCGCCGCGUGUUCGUGGCGGUCGAAUCCGUGCUUUUGCUGCUGCUGUUUGCUUUUGGUCUGGUGGUAUUUUUUUUUCUGUUGGAAGAGGAGGCCGACGAGCACCGAUAAGCCAUGGUGACCUCUGUUCGUCUCUCCUCCUUGGUUUCGCCUGCGCUGGCGCUUGAGUGGAGCCAUUCGUUCGCCGCUGCUAUUUUUUGUUUCGAUGGGAUAAGAAUUUCACCGUUGCUGCUGCCGUUGCUUUCGAAGUUGUUGGUGGUUUUCUAAUUUUUCCUUGGAGGAGAGGUGGUAGUACUACUUCCGGAUGAUCGACCCCUGCAUCGUCUCUCUUAGUCUUAUCUGACACGAUGCUCGUAAUGUUAAUCGCAUUCCUUUGCAUUGCCUCUUGUUGUUCUUCCUGAUUCUCCGGAGUGACUGCGUGUCCGUAGCAAUUUGCAUCCCGGAGACAUCUGCUCGUCUGCUGUAAUUUUACUUGUUCCGUUACUCUGUUUUGCCCCCCGUUUCGGCGCGUUUCAGAAGUAGAAAUUUCUGCAUGUGGGGUGCCUUUUUGUUCGACGAUAUGAGGGUUUGUACCGCCGUUCCUAGAUUCCUCUUGCUCUUUGCUGCUUCCUUGGUGGUAGUGGGACCUCGACGGCUCCAUGCUCUUUAUCACUACCUGUCUCGAUCUCUUAUUUUUUGCAAUUUGGCUUUACGUGCUUGGUGAUGUGCUGUUUGUCAAUCUUGAUGUGGGGCGAUAGAACAGUGACCUCGACAAGUCGACAUGCCAUGCUCCCUGUUGGCUGUUCGUGAACUGUUGUUUGAUUUUUCUCGUAUCAGAGGUUUCUGUUCCUUGAGGCGGAUUAUUUCGUCUAGAUGGAGUGUCAUUACAAGAUAUGUACGGUGUAUUCUUGCCCGUCAUCAUUUCUUUUUCUUUGUUAUACUAGCGCAGGACAUUGUGCGUUGCCAUGUUCUAGAGCCAGGCUUUUCCCCUGUUUCAUUCCUCUUGGUUGAUUAUAAUCUGCACUAGAAAUUUAAACAGUCUGUUUUACCUUCCUUUUUUGAGAUCAUUUCGUGAAUUUGAUAUGUUGAAUAGGGUGUCCAUAUCUUAUUCAUGGUUCUUGUUUAGGACUGACUGACAACUAGUUCCUUCUUGUCUAGUAUCACCUUUACAUAUCGUCUGUUGUUUUUACUAUCGUUUCUUGGUUUAGAUUUUGGUGUUCUGAAUACUGAAUAGAGGCUGUGAAGCUUUUAUGUUUAUAGUUGACAGUAAAAUCUUAGUUUACUUUUGCUUAAUUAUUAUUGAAUAAUAUCCUACAAGCAGAAGAAAUUAAAUUAGCGCACCGGGAUAUCGUUUAUUUCACAUCAUAUAAGCAUCCAAAAAUGCAUUAGAAGAACUUUUGCAGAAUCAUUUCAAAAAUAUUCUUGGCGACUCCUCAUUAAUUCGUGAAAUUUGCAGUACAAUUGGACCAACGAUAUGACAACUUAAGCAUUCAACUUGCAGUAGUGGCAUAUCUAUAUAUUUUCUUUGCAAUCUAAUCCUAGCUCUACAAUUCUACAUGCAGUAACGUACUUGUUCCAAUUGUAUUUUCAAUUCAUGUUUUAUCAAGCUUGCUGAGCAUUUAUACUAUCUGCAAUGCAGUUUCAACACACCUGUUUCUUGUCUGAUUUUGUUUGUGGAGUAUUUCUAUAAUUUUAUAUUCCCACUAGAAAGUUUCAGGAAAGCAAACCCGGCUAUGGGUGCUUCUAACAGCCGGGAUAUUAGAACUGAUGGAGGAGAAAAUGUCAGAAUCAAGUAUGCAGCAGCAUCUAUGCAGGGUUUUGGUCCAAAAAUGGAAGAUGCCUACACAGUUGCCCCAGAUCUAGAUCAUACCACAUCUUUCUUUGGUGUUUAUGAUGGCCAUAGAGGAGCUGAAGUAGCUUUGCUUUGUGCGCGACUGUUUCAUAUUGAGCUUCAGGUCCAUCCAGACUAUCAGAGCAAUCUAAAUAAUGCAAUCAGGAGUGUGUUUUCCAGAAUGGAUCAGGUGUUGCGACAAUCAAAUGAAUGGAGAGAAUUAGUUAGUCCAACAAAUAGUAGGAAUUGGAUAGAGCAUGUCUUCUGUCCUAUUGUCAACCCUUGGUACUGCAUAGAGGAAACUCCUUAUAAACCACCUCAAAGUACAGGAAGCACAGCAUGUGUAGCUGUCACUAGAGGCAACCAGGUCAUUGUUGGAAAUGUUGGAGAUUCUCUUUGUGUAGCCUCAAGGAAUGGCCAGGCAAUUCUAUUAUCCACUGGCCACAAACCAUACCAUCAGAAUGAAAGACAGAGAAUUCAAAGAGCAGGAGGAUAUUUAGACAUCGAUAAUAAUGUUGUGAUAGAAGGAGGACAACUGGGCGGCUUCAGUUUUAUAGAAGGAAAGUUAACCACCUCCAGAGCGAUUGGUGAUUUUGUAUUCAAGAAGAACAAAAAUUUGCCUCCUGAAGAACAAAUGGUGAUAUGCAGUCCAGAUAUUCACGCUAUGGAGAUAACCAAUGAUAUCGAGUUUCUUGUCAUGGCAAGUCGUGGUCUAUGGUUAUCUAUGGCAUAUCAGGAUGUGGUUGAUUUUGUACGCGAGCAGUUAGAAUCCGGGGAGACUGACCUGAACAUCAUCUGCGGGAGGCUCAUGCACCGCGCCCUGCCGACAAUUAUCGACACGACUGUCAUUCUUAUCCAGCUCAAGCACGGUGCCCCCGAUGAUGCCGAGAUCGAGGAGGCCGACGAUGACGAGGAGGUCGAGGAGGACAUCGAGUCUAAUACCAGUGAUGACAACGAGAUCAAGUCUGCAGCCAGCGACGAGCAGCAGCCCUUCGCUCCGAACGGCUAGGCAAUAUAUCAAGAGAGCUCGAGUUCGUGAGAAGCAAGCAGAGAGCACGAGGGGAAAGAAUCUUAGCCGCACUACUGCAUGUGUCCUGAGAAGAAGAGAGCUCUCUAGGGAUUUUGCAGGUUUUGCUAUUGCUGGUUCCUUUUUUUGCCCUUGGUCAAAGACAGAGAGGGUUGCAUCCGUUGCUGUUAUGCUACUGCGUAGUAGGAUGAUAACGCUUUAGUUCUCUUUCGCUCUUACUCUGCUUUGUUGGGUACGUUCCAGAGCAGACUUCGCUUGCUAAGCUGAAUUCUGACGUCGGAUCUUUAAAGUUCUUAAACGAGUUGAUAUACAGUUUUGUUA
Panicum virgatum (switchgrass) is the source of this 3904-nucleotide messenger RNA. Its product is annotated as probable protein phosphatase 2C 21. Bases 2459 to 3565 code for a protein of 368 amino acids. Gene Ontology annotation, molecular function: protein serine/threonine phosphatase activity. Lineage: Eukaryota; Viridiplantae; Streptophyta; Magnoliopsida; Poales; Poaceae. The record is from RefSeq and is a predicted model, not a curated record. The transcript is spliced from 10 exons. Gene Ontology annotation, biological process: protein dephosphorylation.